GCAGCGCGGGGACCGCUCGGUGUCCUCCGACUCAGACGACAAGGCCUCCACUUCGGUGAACGUAUGCAAGGGGCUGAAGCGCUACGGGCUCAACGGCUUGCCGGUGGAGCACCUGCCGCAGUCCGCUCUCCUUCAGCCUUUGCUCCGGCGCAGCCGCCGCAAGGCUGGCCACGGGCGGCUCCCUUGGGUCGCCGGCGAGCUGCAGAAAGACUUCGAACCGCGGAAGAGGGCGUCGGACGCCACUUUGCGCCCUCCGCAGAAGGGUCAGGCGUUCCAGUCGUUCGCCCACUUCACCAGUUGCUGGUGGGCCCGGGCGCUGUCCCAGCUGGCGCUCCAGGCGGACCUCAACAGCGAGGCCGUCACCUUCGAGCGGUUGCUGCGGCGCUUCCUCGACCUGUGCCACAUGGCGCAGGAGCUCGGGGUCACGGUCGCGUACGAGUACGACCGCCAGGAAUGGCUCCGCCUCGGCACGCAGAUCGAGAACAAGGACCCCUCGGUGGACCCGGACGCCAGCUUCGAGAAGAUCGACCACGGCCUGCGCGCCGACGUCAAGGACCAGUGCAGCAGGGCGAAGCAGGCCGGCGACAGCUCGGGCCGCGGCGGUUCGGGCGCCAGCAGGGGCCCGCAGGGCCACGCGAGCCAGCCAGCGCGCGGACACGCGGCG
Molecule: messenger RNA, 664 nt
Organism: Prorocentrum cordatum
Lineage: Eukaryota; Dinophyceae; Prorocentrales; Prorocentraceae
Source: the annotation of a GenBank genome assembly